Messenger RNA from Ahaetulla prasina, 3611 nucleotides. It is a transcript of the gene RASGEF1B, whose product is annotated as RasGEF domain family member 1B. Gene Ontology annotation, cellular component: plasma membrane. Bases 567 to 1985 code for a protein of 472 amino acids. The transcript is spliced from 14 exons. Gene Ontology annotation, biological process: Ras protein signal transduction; positive regulation of GTPase activity. The record is from RefSeq and is a predicted model, not a curated record. Lineage: Eukaryota; Metazoa; Chordata; Lepidosauria; Squamata; Colubridae. Gene Ontology annotation, molecular function: guanyl-nucleotide exchange factor activity.
GAGAGGGGCGGUUCUGUUGCUGCUGCCGCUCGCCUGCCUGGGAAGCGAACGGAAGAUUAGGGUGAGCGCAAGCGAGCAUCCAAGCCGUUCCGCAGCUCUAGAGGGCUGCUGAUUGCUCCUCUGCGCUCUCCCGGAGCCCAGGUGCGCGGCGUCGGCUUGGACUUGAGCGAAAGACCCCCCGGGUUGCGCUUGUAGGACUCGGCGUCGCCUUCUUUAUUGGAUGCGCCCAAGCAGGUCGGUGGGAGGCGAAGUCCUUCAGCAAAAAGGCCUUUCCCUCCGCCGAUCCGGAUUCUCUUCCUUCCCAGGAGGGGACGUGGGGGGCAGAGCUUCAGGGACUCCCGGUUGUCUUUCCCGUGGCUCCCGGCAAACGGAUCUCUUGCUCACCUGUCCCGGACUGGGAAGAUUUUACGAGCAAAAGCCAAUCGCUCUCACCUGCGGGUGCUGUCGAAGGGUUGCGCGGAGGGACGACGGAUUCGGAACCGCUGCCCUUACAGUUCGCCAGCGCCCGCGGUAAAGCCCCAAAGAUCAUCGCGGGACCUUUGAGGCGCUGCUAUUAAAAGGAAAGUAUGCCCCAGACGCCUCCCUUCGCAGCCAUGUUUGACAGCAGUGGCUACAGCCGAUACCUGUUCCAGUCCAAAGAGGACAGCUGUGAAGGGCUGUAUUACCAUGACAACAAUUUGCUGUCGGGAUCUUUGGAAGCUCUCAUCCAGCACUUGGUGCCCACUCUCGAUUACUACCCAGAUAGAACAUACAUCUUCACUUUUUUGCUGAGCUCUCGGCUUUUUGUACACCCUUACGAAUUAAUGGCAAAAGUCUGUCAUCUCUGCACCGAGCAGCAGAGGCGAGUGGAUUCUGCAACUGAUCAAAGCCGGUUAAGGAAAAUUGCCCCCAAAAUCCUGCAGCUCUUGGCCGAGUGGACAGAGACGUUUCCGUAUGAUUUUCGAGAUGAGCGCAUGAUGAGAAAUCUAAAGGAGCUGGCCCAUCGAAUAGCCAGUACAGAUGAGGCCUAUCGGAAAAAUGUGCAACAAGUCAUCCAGAGCCUCAUUCGUAAGCUGGCCUCUCUUAACCAAUACGAGGAAGUUCUUGCAAAAAUCAAUGCUACUUCAACCGAUAGACUGACAGUUUUAAAGACCAAACCCCAGGCCAUCCAACGAGAUAUCAUCACCGUCUGCAGCGAUCCUUACAUGUUAGCCCAGCAGCUGACUCACAUAGAGCUUGAGAGACUUAGUUACAUUGGACCACAAGAAUUCGUCCAAGCAUUUGUGCAGAAGGACACCCUGGACAAUGAAAAGAGUUCUUAUGGAGAUCGGAAGAAGUCUCGGAAUCUGGAAGCUUACGUGGAAUGGUUCAAUAGACUGAGUUAUUUGGUUGCCACAGAAAUAUGUAUGCCUAUAAAGAAAAAACACAGAGCAAGAAUGAUAGAAUACUUCAUUGAUGUCGCUCGAGAAUGUUUCAACAUUGGAAACUUUAACUCUUUAAUGGCUAUUAUUUCUGGAAUGAAUAUGACUCCUGUCUCCAGAUUAAAGAAAACUUGGUCAAAAGUCAAGACUGCCAAGUUUGACAUUCUGGAGCAUCAAAUGGACCCUUCUAGCAAUUUCUACAAUUACCGCACAGCCCUCCGUGGGGCAACUCAGAGAUCUUUGACAGCUCACAGCAGCAGAGAGAAGAUUGUGAUCCCAUUUUUCAGCCUGCUUAUCAAGGACAUUUACUUCCUCAACGAGGGCUGUGCCAACCGCUUGCCCAACGGCCAUGUCAAUUUUGAGAAGUUUUGGGAAUUGGCUAAACAAGUGAGUGAGUUUAUGACCUGGAAGCAAGUGGAAUGUCCUUUUGAGAGGGACCGGAAAAUCCUUCAGUACCUGCUCACCAUUCCAAUUUUCAGUGAGGACGCACUUUAUUUGGCCUCGUAUGAAAGUGAAGGUCCAGAGAAUCACAUUGAAAAAGACAGGUGGAAGACACUCAGGUCCACACUUCUGGGACGAGGUUAACGCAUGACUGGGUGCUUUCCACAGUUGCUGCUAUGAUCUUGACAUGGGUUCUUAGGAUGAAGGCCAUGGCUGAGGUCGCUUAUUUAUUUACCCAUCCCUCCUCUCCUCCUCUUGACGACCAAGAGGCGCGUUUUUAAGUUAUGAGAGCUAAAUAAGUUGGUGAAGAGCAAGUCGGGACAUGAUGCUGAGAAGAAAGCCAAGCUGACAUGACGUCAGCCAAGGCAGCUUCCUCCUACCCACUGACUGUCAGAUGAAACGGCCAGUUGGGUGGCGUGCGGUUGAUCAAAGAGACUCCAGUGAAGAAAGCCUUUUGAAGAUCUUGAGUCUACUGUGAAUCAUUUUGAAGCACCUGAUGGGAUUUCUCCCCCUCCCCUCCUUCCUCAUCCCAUCCCGCCUGCAAACUCCACUCAUCAGACUUCUGGUACUUCCACACCUGGAUUCCAAGUAGAACUUCCCUUCGAUCUAUCCAAGGCCAACUGGACUGUUUCAGAUGCCACAUAAGCUGAGGAAGAUUUUUGCUGGUGUGAUUCUAGGAACUCUUGCAUUUUUCCCUUGAGGGGAUCAUGGCUCAUGACGCAGUGUUGUUGCGCGGUUCCUAAGAUGUUCAGCUAUUUAUUAUGAAAAGGGGCCCAAGUGCUCUGGAUUUUUAUUUGUUUGUUUGUUAGUUAGUUUGCGAGUUAGCUGCUGGUUGGCCAACUCAAGACUAGGCAUUAUUUGGAAGUUUAAAAUAUUAAGUUCAGCAAUAGCGCUAGGAGAAGCAGAGGCUUAGAACAGUAGGUAGCAAAUGUAGCUAGACUAUGUAGAAAUUCACCCUUCCAAUCCCUUCCUCUUCAAUGUACUAUUGUGCUGUUUUGUCAUCUGGGCACAUCUGCGCUACAAAGCCAUCCGAAUUAGGCAUGAAACCAGUUUCAUUCUGUGACUUUCUCCAACGAGCCUGAGAAAUUUUGGAUGGAAAUCCGAGUUCAAUUUUGAAAGAAAGACCUCGUUGGACUAAAGUGGGAACUCCAGCUUUUGAGGUCGUUCAUCGAUUGGGACCUCUAAACUGGCUUAUUAUAGAAUGUUUUAUUUCCAAAAACUCAUUCGUUGGAGAGUCAGAAUAAUAAAAGAGAGGUUUGAAACUGGCUUUACAUUCUGUAAUGUAGACUUUCCCAAAAUGUCUGUACUUUUCUGCGUCUUUUUCUCCACUCUCUAUAUUAUUGAAUUAUUUGGUUUUGUUUUCUUCUCGAGAGGGGUGGAAAAAACCCCUGCUGGGAUUGUAGGUAGAUAUAAAUUAUGAUUUUGCAGGGUUUUAUUUAAGUGUGCGGAAAUAAUACCCGAUCUAAUAAUGCUAAUUUAAACUCUGAAAUCCUACAGACCCAUUGAAAGUUUCUCCUAGCUGAGUCACUAACUAUAAACUCCACGGUUUGUUUGUUUUUUGCUUCAAGAACCUCUAAAAAUUGCUUUGACUAUGAAACAAGUCCUGUUAUGUCAGUAGUAGCUCUGAAUGCUUAAUCCCCAUAUUGCCCUCCCCUCAAAAUUCUGAAAAAUGAAAAGAACCCCCAGUCCAUUAACAAGUGAUAUCCAGAAAAGGGAUUUGUAUGAGAUAUGCUAUUCCUCAAAAUUAAUAAUAAAUAAAAAUACAUCGUU